Harmonia axyridis is the source of this 4601-nucleotide messenger RNA. RefSeq names its product claspin. The transcript has 14 exons. The coding region runs from base 238 to 4518 and encodes 1426 amino acids. Gene Ontology annotation, molecular function: anaphase-promoting complex binding. The record is from RefSeq and is a predicted model, not a curated record. Gene Ontology annotation, biological process: mitotic DNA replication checkpoint signaling; activation of protein kinase activity; mitotic G2 DNA damage checkpoint signaling. NCBI's taxonomy places the organism in Eukaryota, Metazoa, Arthropoda, Insecta, Coleoptera, Coccinellidae.
UAGUUGGAACAUAUUAAAGUAAAAUGUGAAUUGAGUUAUAACAAAGUUGUAUUUUGAGUUCAAAUUUGAAAUGGGAACCAAAGAUGUUAAAACUGUCAAAAGUCAAAACAUAACCAUACAACUCUAACCUGUUCAAUUCUUAUGUGGCGGUAAAAUAGAAAUUUAGAGGAAUGUGAACGUUGAUUUCGGAUUUGUAUAAUUAUUUGAACAACAAUUUUUUAAAUAUAAGGAAUAAAAAUGUCAUCUAAUCUUGAAGAAGUUCAGAAUUGUACAAAUAUCUCGAUGAAUACAUUGAUUCUCGAUAAACCUAAUGAAAACAAUGAUAUUUCAAUCGUUGGUACAAAAGAAAAUAACGAACAAGAAAAAAAUCCCGGAGAAACUAAUUUUAAUAUUAUCUUUCCGAAUGCUCUAGAUGAAGAUUCCAGUGUAACGGGUUUAAAUGAUAACAUAGGAAGUGAUAAUGAAAAUGAGGACUUGGUAAAUUCAUUAAUCUCAAAAAAAAAAGUAAGGAAGGCUAUAUUUGAUAGCGAUUCUGAAAAUGAUGAUGAGGGUAGCAAUAUCGUAAAUUCAGAGUUGAAUUCUGAUAAUGGUGAAGAGGAAUCUCAGAUUGUUACCAGUAAAAAACUUAAAAGGAUAGCUUUCAUCAAAAGCGAUUCAGAACAUGACGAUGAAGAUAAUUCCAACCAGGAUUCUGGUGAAAAUGUUGUGGAAUACAAAUCUGUUGAUCAGAGUAGCAUAACGAUAAAUCAUUCUGAGAAUCAGAAAAGUAUUAUUUCUGCCUUAUGUGAUUCGGAAAGUUCUGAUGAAAAUAAUGAGGAAACACUGAAAGAGGAGGAAGGAGAUAUCUCUGAAACCGAACUAAGUGGUCUACAAAGUAAUGAGAUAAUAUCAAAUCCAAGAAAAAAGAAAUACAAACAGAAGUCUGAAGAUAAUGAGGAAAAAAUGACUGCCAAAAAAGCUCUUGAGCAAAGAAAAGAAAUACUUGCAGAAUCACAACGGAGAGUAAGAGAAUCAAAGGUGUCUUUACCAUAUCACAAGCCAAAGCCUAGAAGUCUUAAGGAAUUUUUACAGAAUCGUUCAAAAUUAGCAUCACCCUUAAGUGGUGUUUCUAAAAGUGGUUCCCCUUCUUUAUCUAUAAAAAUGAGUAUGAAGCAGUUAGAAAUAAUUACGCAAAAAAUGAAAGAAAGAGAAAAAGAGAUGGAAAAUUUUUAUAAAUCCGAAAGUGAAUCAGACGAAGAAGUACCAGAAGAUAAUCCAACAACUGCAAACUUCAAUGACAACAUUACUUCUGCUGCUGACACCAAAGAGAGUGAAAAUGGUUCUUCACUGAAAGAUGAAUUACCCAACACAGAGAAUAUACCCCAUGGAAAAUUAGAAAAAGAAGAUGCUGAGAAUGAAAUUGUUGGUGCAGAUGCUACACAAAAUGCAACUGAAAAUUUAUCUGAUCAUAAAUUAGAAGAAACAUUACAAACAGAAUGUGUAAUAGAAAAAGAUUGUAUAAACACUUCUACAGAACUGGAAAGUCUGAAAGAAAAUGAAAAAAAUGAGGUUUCUCUAAAUCAACCUACUGAAGAAUCAGAAAGUGAAGUAUUCAGAGAUGCAGAAAAUAGUAAUAGCUCAGAAAUUCUUACUACAAACAUUGAAGCCACAGAGGAAAUUUCAGUAAGCAGACCAGUUCAAGAGACGAAUGAUAAUAGGAAAAAAAAUGAUAAAAUUGUAUUAUUGUCCGACAUUCUUAUAAGGCCACCAAAACCUAGUGAAUCAACAAAUAAAUGGGAUCUAGAUGCUGAACUAUUGGAACUGGCUUCAGAAGUUAAGAAAGAUGAAACAGAUAAAUAUGAAAGUUAUGAAUUCAACUUAGACGGAAUUGAAGAUGAGUUUGACAAUGUGGAAAAUGGAAAAACAUUGAAAAAGGGGUAUAAAACUGAGGAUGAAUGGAAGAAAAGAAAAUCUGAAAUAUUGAAAAGAAUAGGUGAACUGAAACCAAGAUUGAGUGUUGGACCAAAUCAAGUAAUCGAUCUUGAGAAUGGUGUUGCAAUGCCUGAUGAUAUCUCUAAAUUGAGAGAAAGGUUCAUUAAACAUAACUUCAAGGCAGAAAAGCAUACACAUAAAAAAGAGAUGAGCAUUUUGAGUAUUGCUGGUGGACAAUUACACAAAGAAACAUUAUCUUUGAAAAUUGAUGAUAAUGUAGAUGAGGACAUGAUGCCUCUAGAAAAACCUGGUGUUCGAAUGCAAAAAUUACGUGAAACACUCCAACAUCAGAUGGCACAAAGACGCUCAAAUUUAUGGCAGGAGAAACUAACUAGUAAAAAUAAAAAAGAAAAUGUUGAUGGAGAUGAUGAUAAUGAUGAAAAAUCAGAGUGUGGUAAGGAAGAUAUAUUAGAUGAUGAAGAAGAGGAAGACUUCACAGAUCCAGAAGAGGAUGAUGAAGAAUUAGAAGAAAAUGACUGUGAUAUGUCAGAUAAAAAAAAAGUGAAAUCAGAUUUUUUCGAUGAGGAAGCUGAAGAAAGUGAAUUAGAAGAUAUUGUUGAUGAAGAAGAUGAAGUAGAAGUAAAUGGGGAAGAUAACGAAGAAAGCGAAGAAAUACAUGAAGAAGAUGAAGAAGCAGAUGUUGAAGAUAAUGAAGACAUUGUUGCAGAAAGUGUUACUAAAAAGAAAGUACUGAAAAGAAUUAUUAAAGCUUUUGAUGAAGAUUCAGAUGAAGAAAACGAAUCAAACAAAAUUGAGAAUAUAUCUAAGUCGAAGAUGGAAAAUAAAAUGAACUUUAAUACAGAUAGUGAAAACUUAUUGUCUUCGCUUCAGCCAGCCAAUUACGAAACUAGAGCACCUUUACCAUCUCCUGAAAAAUCAGAGGAACAUUUUUCAACACCUAUUACAUUUAUGACUGGUCUCAAAAAUUUGAACACCUCAGGUUCUAGGUUUGUACCACCUGAAAGUGUAAUGGAAGUAGAUGAAGAGGAGCUUCAUAGAUCUGAGAAUAAUUGUACAAGUGGCGAGAAUGACAAAGAAAUAGAUAAGUCCCAAGCACAUUCUCAGGAUGUACAAACAAAUCAAAUUUCUAGAGAAUCAAAUGAUUUGUCUACACAGGAUGUACUGAAUAUUUGUUCUGGUCAAUUUCCCAGCUCUGUGAAAUCCAUUUCAAGUCCAGAGAUAUCCACACAACAAUUGAAAGAAGUUUUUACUGGAAGCAUGAAAUGUUCUUCUGAUUUUAACACUCAGGAUGUCGAUGAUAUUUGUUCCGGAGGUUUUACAAGUGUUUCCCAAGUCGCUCAGGUACAAGACAAGGAGAUAGCUCUUGAUGAUAAUGAUGAACAUCUCAUAUCACAACUGAUUGAUGAAGACGAGUUGGAAAAUUUCAAAAAAAAAUUCGAGUCUCCGGGUGUUCCCAGCAAUAGGAAUAGUUUGAAAAAAAAUUCCAUUGAAGAAGUUGAAGAGGUGGUUGGAACAGGAGGAGUAAUAGAUUCUGAUGAUGAUGAUGAGACAGAACUGAAACUUCGAAAGAAAAAAAGAAAACGAUUGGCGUUCUCAGAUGAUGAAGAUAGUUCGAUGAGCGAAACCGCUCAAGAAGAAACCAUAGAUCUUCAGGACGAUGAGGAGGCAGGCAGUAAUGUAGAAUACGAUUCUGAAGAGAACGAAAUUGAAACUAAUGGGGAAAACAUAGUACCUGAAGGUGAUACAAAAGAAAAGAUGAAAGCUUCUGAUUUCUUCGAAGAAGAAGCAGAACUUUCUGAGUCUGAAUGGGGUAGUGAAGAUGAGGAUGAAAGAAACUUGGACGAUUUGGAAUUUGAAAAAGGAGACGAGGAAAAUUUCGAUGAGGAUCAAUUAAGAACUGAUAUCGAAAAAAUACAAAUGAAACAGAUGCUGGAUGAGGAUAAUCGUGAGGUAAAAUUGCUCCAAGAGUUGCUGCUUGAAGAUGGUGAAUUGCAUGGCACAGGAAGACAAAGGCAAUUCAAAUGGAAAAAUAUAGACGCAGCUAUAGAUGAUACAGAAGAAAAAAAGGAUGACGAUGAUUAUGUUUAUUUGGAAGAAGAUGAGUCUGAAGAACAAUGGAGAAAAGAGAGGCACAAGAGAGAAAUGAUGAAAUUAAAACACCAAUCCCAGGAAGAAGAUAGCCUGAUAAUAGAGAGCCAGUCAUUAUCUUUCACACAUAGAUCUUUGAAAAUCAAAAGUCAAACGUCAUUAGGUUCACAAGUUUCCUCAAGCGAAGCAGAUUCUAGUCCUAAGAUUAAGCAGCCAUAUACUUUACUGAAUAAAAGAGGUUCCUUUUUGAGUAGAGGGGAGAAAAUAUUACAGAAGAUAGCAGAAACAAGCAAGAUGCCGGUAACUACCAAAAACACCAACAGAAUUGUAUUCCAAACAGUUGAUGAGGACACCAAAAAGAGGAAAGCUUCGGCAGCAAGCUUAGGAGAUUCAACACCAGUGGCUUUGAAGAAAUUGAGGCUUGCAGGAAUGAGUCCUGGUUUGAAUAAGGACAAAUCUACGAUAAGCAAAUCACUGUUUGAGAAAAUUCUACAUUAAGAACUGAUAAUAUAAGUGACUUUAUAAUAAUAUGUAUAUUUAUGAAAUAUUUGAUAUUGUUUAUAAAAUUUUUAUUUUUUGAA